GGAAAAGAGUAUAUGAUGGUAAUUCAAGCAAAGCUGUAGUGUAUAGGUAUAAGGAGACUGAAUUAAAGUUGCACAAGAUUUCUGCCUUUUUCUUAAGUUACUCUGAUGCAGUAUAAUUGGCUGAAAAUAACUAGAAACUCAGCUGUGAGCUUCUAUACACCCCAGAAGAAAUGCCUAUAUAUCUAAGUACUGAAGGCAAAACACCAGCAAUAAUUGCAUGAACUACAAAGUAAACUGAUUUCAUCAUAAAGAGAAAAUUAUAGAUUAGCAUCUGUACUUCCCCCCCCCCCUCUGUUUUUCUGCACACUCUGCACUUCUUAUCUGUGGGUGCGGUGCAUUUCCUACAGCAGGAAAAGUUCUUGAGGGUUUGAUGUGAUGUGUCUCAAUAAUACCUUCUGCUGCUCAGCUGCUGUGAAUCACACCCUUAAGUUUGGAGUACAGAACUGCAGAAUUCCCAGUCCCUCUUGCACACAAGCCCAGCUUAAAGAGUGAAAUUUUUGUAUGGACAGAAUUAAGCAUUCAGAUUUGAAAUUACACUGAUACUUGACUUGUGAGUUAGAUUUUUUUGCUCCCUUCCCCUCCAACAUGAAGAAAUCACUUUUCUUUUAGAUGACAUUUUUCACAAGCAGAAGCCAGCAAUAUUUCAGACAUCAUCUGCCAGUAGGGCAGCUGCUAUGCAAACUGCUACCCUAAAACAGGUUAAUUUGGGAGGGUUUUUUUAUGAGUGUCACAUCUAAUGCCUUGCUCCUUUCAGUUUUACCUUCUCAGAGCUCAGAUGGGAGUUGUGAUUAAAAGCAGCACAGAUACCCAAAUCAGGACGUAGGGUGUGCAUUGGCUGGCUGACAGGGUUUAAGUAAUCACCUGCAGUUGAAUUGAGUCUCGGAUGGGAAGUAGGAAGUGCUGUACUCAAGCUUCCUGUAUAAAUAAAUGCAGCUUUCCCACAGCUACUGCAUGCAAGCUGUGACGUGCUUUUAAGAUAUAAUGGCAGCAUGCCCUAAUAGCAGGGAGGGGAUGAUUUAUCAGGGUGGCAAAGGGGCUGAGAGACAAGUCCUGCUGCAGUCCUAAAAAGUGUACAGCUGUCAGAUACCCAGAGAAGAGGAAGGGCGUGUGAGAGCAAUCUGCCUCUGCUCCUCAUUGCAAGCUUCAGGGAUUUGUGACACCGUGGUUCUUGGGAACGCUGGAGUCUGAGUGCAGCUACUGAAAAGUCACACAGCUAGCAGUGAAUGCUACUCUCCUUUCAAGGCUGAGUGGACUAUUAAUGACUGAAUGGGCUCUGCUGGGAAGGCUUGUCCUCACACCAUGACAGCUGAUGUGUCAGAAGCUGGAGAGCUAGCUCUGGAGCCUCUACUCACUUGCAAGCUAUGUCUCUGUGAAUAUUCCCUGGAUAAGAUGACCACUCUUCAGGAAUGCAGCUGCAUCUUUUGUACAGCGUGUCUAAAACAGUACAUGCAGCUGGCAAUUCAAGAAGGCUGUGGUUCUCCUAUCACAUGUCCAGACAUGGUGUGCUUGAACCAUGGGACUCUACAAGAAGCAGAGAUUGCCUGUUUGGUGCCUGUUGACCAGUUUCAGUUGUACAAGAGGUUGAAGUUUGAACGAGAAGUGCACUUGGACCCCCAGAGAACAUGGUGCCCCACAGCCGACUGCCAAACCGUGUGCCACAUUGCAGCAAGCGAGCCCAGAGCACCGGUGCCGGUGGAGUGCCCGGCUUGCCACCUGACAUUCUGCUCCUCUUGCAAGGAGGCCUGGCACCUGCAGCACCUGUGCCAGGAAAACCAACCUACUCCAGUCCCAACCGAGCAGGGAUCCCUUAUUGGAACAGAGACAGAGGCACCAAUUAAGCAGUGCCCAGUUUGUCGGAUCUAUAUUGAGCGAAACGAGGGCUGUGCUCAGAUGAUGUGCAAGAACUGCAAGCACACGUUUUGCUGGUACUGUCUACAGAAUUUGGAUAACGAUAUCUUCUUACGCCAUUACGACAGAGGCCCUUGCAGAAACAAGCUCGGCCACUCGCGGGCUUCAGUGAUGUGGAACAGAACUCAGGUUGUGGGGAUCCUCGUUGGACUUGGUAUCAUAGCACUGGUGACCUCUCCCUUGCUGCUCGUGGCAUCUCCGUGCAUCAUCUGCUGCAUUUGCAAAUCUUGCCGGAGCAAAAAGAAAAACCACAGCCCACCAACAACCUAAAACUCUGUGUCUGUUUGAGUCUGCACCCGUACAGCAUAUGUAUGUGAGAAAGUACAUUGGUUGUAUUUUGGUGCCACACCUACCAAAAAAUGCUCCUUUUUGUCUGCCAA
Molecule: messenger RNA, 2288 nt
Organism: Pseudopipra pipra
Lineage: Eukaryota; Metazoa; Chordata; Aves; Passeriformes; Pipridae
Product: E3 ubiquitin-protein ligase RNF144B
Exons: 8
Coding region: 1267-2178 (303 amino acids)
Biological process (GO): protein polyubiquitination; positive regulation of proteasomal ubiquitin-dependent protein catabolic process; ubiquitin-dependent protein catabolic process
Cellular component (GO): mitochondrial membrane; ubiquitin ligase complex; cytoplasm
Molecular function (GO): ubiquitin conjugating enzyme binding; ubiquitin protein ligase activity; zinc ion binding
Source: RefSeq, a predicted model, not a curated record